AUGGCUGCCCACGAUGAAGGGCGAUCAUCAUGUCCGUUUUGCAACAUCGCUGCUGCGAAUCCAUCGAGUCCGUCCGGGGCGGCGGUACAUGCUGAGCCUUUCGACCCAUCGGUGGAAGGAUCAGCUCACUGCAUUCUGUCAACGGAUCAUGUCCUUGCGUUUUUGGAUAUCAUGCCCCUGACAGAUGGACACGUUCUGGUUGCGCCACGGCAACAUUACGAGAAGCUUGGCGACAUGGGUGUUGCAGCUGGACAGGAGAUGGGGAAAUGGCUACCGAUUAUCUCUCGGGUCGUGACCAAGGUCAUCUUCGGGGAUGACCCAGACAGACACUGGAAUGUAGUCCAGAACAACGGCGAGCGAGCGGCCCAGCAAGUACCACAUGUGCAUUUUCACAUCAUUCCACGACCUUCCGAUUUCGCUCACAAGCCGAGCUUUGCCAUGUUUGGUCGCGGUCAGCGACAUGAGCUCGACGAUGACGAGGGAGCCGAGUUAGCUCGAGCGAUGAGAGCCGAACUGGAGCUGGAGAUCAAACGAGUUCAUAGAGAUGAGGGCAUAGACCUCUGUCAACCAUCAGGGAAAGGCAAAUUGUGA
Penicillium oxalicum is the source of this 591-nucleotide messenger RNA. RefSeq names its product HIT family protein. The record is from RefSeq and is a predicted model, not a curated record. Lineage: Eukaryota; Fungi; Ascomycota; Eurotiomycetes; Eurotiales; Aspergillaceae. The coding region runs from base 1 to 591 and encodes 196 amino acids. Gene Ontology annotation, biological process: nucleotide metabolic process. The transcript is spliced from 3 exons. Gene Ontology annotation, molecular function: catalytic activity.